AAAUUAAACUAUUUUUCAGUCAUCUUCUACAUCACUGUUUUCAAGCUUUAAUGGAUCAUGGUGCUCAUACAUCUGAGCAUUUAGCAGAUGCUUAUUAUCAACAUUGCUUAACUGUUAAGCAUUCUUCAGUUCAAGUGAAAGAUAGGACAAUUCAACUUGGUCUUUCUCUAGGUAGUAUUUUGAGUGAUGCAGGUUGGUUUCUUGAUGCUGAAAAAAUAAUGAAAUCAUGUAUGGAAAUCUGUAAACAGUUGAAAGAUCCUCCUCAUCUAAAUAUAUUGUUGGAAUGUUGCAUUAGGCUAUUGCAUGUUCAGAAUGCUUAUUGUAAAUUUAAAGAAGCUGAAGAAACAUUUCAAGAAGCUCAGAAAUAUAUAGAACAGUUGAAAUCAAUUGGUUAUCCUGUAAAUUUGGCUGGACAUUAUGCUGUAUUUUCUUCUUUAUAUUUUAGUCAAAGUCAUUAUAAUGAAGUGAGUACUGUACCUUCUAUUUAGAAUCAAAGUAAUUAUUAAGCAAAAUUAAUAAUAAUUUUCAUGAUAGGUAAACUGAAAAUUUGACUACUAAAAUUAAAUAUUCUUACAGAUUUAUAAGAAUUUUUAUGUAAUAAUUUAAAUAAUCUUUUUAUCCUUUUUUCAUGCUAUUAGGCUCACCAUAACAAUAAUGUACAAUCAUAAUCAGUUGUCAUUAACAGUCUUAACCAGUGCCUUUUAAACAUUAAAUGUUGUUCAUUUUAGUUCUUUGCCUGCAAUACAAUAGUUUAAGUUGCUGGCAUUAUUUUAAUUGUGAU
Molecule: messenger RNA, 781 nt
Organism: Centruroides sculpturatus (bark scorpion)
Lineage: Eukaryota; Metazoa; Arthropoda; Arachnida; Scorpiones; Buthidae
Product: amyloid protein-binding protein 2-like
Exons: 3
Coding region: 51-488 (145 amino acids)
Biological process (GO): intracellular protein transport
Molecular function (GO): protein binding
Source: RefSeq, a predicted model, not a curated record